CCUUGUGACAGAGGUAGUUGUAAACGAAAAUGAAAGUAGAUUUUGACAUUGUUGAAAAGAGCUGAGACGCCAUUACAGGGUGUGAGAUCUCUGCUGAAAAACACACGUUUGGACUAUUUGAAGCAAUCAAGGGAAGAGACAGUAACUUGGUGAGUCUUGCUAUUGAAAGAUAACUUCAAUAACAAAUGGCUGAGAAAGUUGCUCUUCUUGAAAGUUUCCUGAACUGCCAUGUGUGUUCAGAGACUUUCAGAGAUCCUGUGUCUCUGAGCUACAACCACAGAUUCUGUUCAAGCUGCCUGCACAAAUUCUGGGAACAAGCUAAAAACAAAAACUGUCCCAUCUGUAAAAGGAAAUCCUCAAAAGAUAAACUGAUAGUGGACUUUGCACUGAAGGAACUGGCUGACUCCUUUGCUGAGAGACAGAAAGCUGGAUCAUCUGAGACAGAAAAAGGAGAGAAGAAGGUGAAGGUGGUGUGUAGUAAACAUCAAGAAGAGCCUAAAUUGUUCUGUGAGGACGAGCAGAGAGCUGUGUGUCCUGUCUGUGAGUUUUCUCUCCACCAGAGUCACAAGGUGGUUCCUAUAGAACAAGCAGUCAGUGACCUGAAGGACCAGCUGAAAUCUGACUUAGAGUCCCUACAGGACAAGAGGGACAAAUUCAAACAAGUGGAGAAAACAUAUAAUGAAGUGAUUCAACACUCCAAGAAGCAGCUGUUGUCCACAGAGCAGCAGAUCAGAGCAGAGUUCAACAAGCUCCACCAGUUCCUGAAAGAGGAAGAGGAGUCCAGACUGGCAGCUCUGAGGGAGGAAGAGGAGCAGAAGGGGAAGACUAUCAGCAGGGAGAUGAAGAUGAUUCAGGAGCAGAUCUCCUCUCUGUCAGACAGCAUCUCUGCUGUUGAAGAAGACCUGCAGAAACACAACGUGCCAUUCCUCAGCAGUUAUAAAGCCACUCAGACCAGAGCCAGAGUCCAGUGCUCACUGUCAGAGCCACAGCUGGUCUCAGGAGCGCUGAUAGAUGUGGCCAAACACCUGGGCAACCUGUCCUUCAGAGUCUGGGAGAAGAUGAAGGACAAGGUCCACUUCAGCCCUGUCAUUCUGGACCCAAACACUGCAAACCCUUGGCUCCAUCUGUCUGAUGAUCUGACCAGUGUGAGAAAUGUAGACACCAAACAGCAGCUUCCUGCCAAUCCAGAGAGACACACAAUGUAUGCCACUGUUCUGGGCUCUGAGGGCUUCAGCUCAGGGAAACACAGCUGGGAGGUGGAGGUGGGAGACCAUCCUGUCUGGAAUGUGGGUUUGGUUAAAGAGUCAGUCGACAGGAAGGGAGAGAUAUGUGACUCACCAGAAUAUGGAAUCUGGUGUUUGUCACAUGACAGUGGAAAAUACACUAAUGGUCUUAGUGAGACUGUCACAGUGAAGAAGAGUCUCCAGAGGAUCAGAGUCCAGCUGGACUAUGACAGGGGGGAGGUGUCCUUCUACAACCCUGAAGACAUGACUCACAUCUACACUCACAGAGACACUUUCACUGAGAAACUCUUCCCUUAUUUCUAUGUUUUCAGGUCUGAUGCCAAAACCACUGAUAUCAAAAUCUGUCAGACCGAGAUUUCUCUGUGACGUUCAGACGUGUUAGUGUUAGCGAAGACUUUACUCUGACUUCACUGCCUGUCUAGAUCUCAUUGGAAUAAUCAACACAAACAACAGUUAAUCCAGAAAAAAGAAAUAUGUAUUCAAUCCUGAAACUGUAUUACAUCAUCAGGUGAAAUUUUCAUACAGGUACAAAUCAAUUAAAUUUUUUGGAGUAUAAUUUAUUGGCCUGGUUAGCAGCAUCUUGUUUUUAAUCAGACCACAAUAUAACAUAUACUGUAUCCUUUAUACCACCUCAACCUCAUACCAUCCUGAUGAAGGCUAAAUAGCCCCAAACUUGUGAGGAAUAAAACAUGGCACAUUGGAGAAGAGUUGUGCAACUUGUUUAUUUUUGAUGGAGUUGUAUUGAUUCUCAGUCUGGUCUGCACCUCACUGUGUGUGUUCUCAAAAUUAGAAAACAGUCCGAAAUCUAAUUUAAAAGAUGGUUAAACUUUACCCUCCAACAACUUCACUGCAUGAUUAUAAACUCUAAAAAACGCAGUUCUAACUUUAAAAAAUAGCAUUUACUCUAAUCUCAAGAACAAAAUUUAUUUAUUGUUUAAAAAAUUGUUUCACUACAUUAUCUUAUUUUGUAACCUACUUACAACCUACUUAAUGCAGUUUUCAGGGACAACAUGCUCACAUAUGAAUAUUGUCAUCAAUAUUAUUGAAUGUACAAUAUACACAGUAUGUGAUUGCAUGGACACGUUCACAUUUUGUUCACAGACUGGUCAUUUUGAACACUGAACAUUUUAUUUCCACCUUCUGUCAUUUAUUGAUAUGCAUAUUAUUGUUUUCUGCACAGGUUGAUCAAUAGUACCACCUCUUAGCAGUUUCUGAUAGAUUUCUCUUUUAUACAUAUCCUUCACAGAAAUCCCAUUCUGUGUGUCAGACAUACUGUAUGUCCAGAGUAUCUAAGAUGUUGUUGCUUCAUCAGGAACCAAUUUAUUCAUAUCAUCUCAAUAAAAUUAUUCAGAUUUUUUUCUUCUUUUGUUUUAAGAGACCAGGCUGGAAAAUUUGAGUCUAGUUUGUCUAAACUUUCAUGUAACUUGAGAAUUGUGAACAAAAAUAUUAAAUUCAGCCUUAUCUUGGCACUUAAAGCCACACUCAGUUUGUAUUCUGUCACCAUUAACAACUGUCAAGCCUUCAUUUGGUUGAAUAAUAAGAAUAAUGAUUCGUUUCAGACAGAUAUGUGAUGCCUGAUGGCUUCCAUAAUGCAUUUUAUAUGUUUUAUAGUCAUAUACAUGACAGUAUGUGUUUACAUAUAAAAAGCUCUUACUUUCCUGACAGGCUGUCCAGUAUGUUCAACAUCAGUCACUUCGCUGCCUUACUGCCUGUUACUUCUUUGUGAAUAAAACUUAAGAAAAAAUGUACUUUACAAUAUAGUUUAAAGUGCUUUCACACACACACACACACACACAUAUAUAUAUAUGGUGCUGGAAGGUAAAUCAACUUCAGUGUUGUUGCUUCUUCAAGCAUCAUUAUUAAAUGAUCUCUGAAAAGAAAAACAGAAAUUGGGUUUUAUAUUAUUGUGAUAUUAUAUAUCAUAUUACAUAUAGAUACAUUAAAGGUAUCUUCCAGAUGGUUACUACAAUUGAUUUGUGUGACCCUAUACAUAAAAUUCUACUAACUUUUUUGAAAAAACAAAUAAGCAGAAAUCACAAGGAAGUACAUGUACCAAAAGUCAGGCACAGGUAAAUAAAAAAACUAUCGCACAAAGUCCAAAGAUGAGCGAGAGCUGUAAUCAGCAAUCAACAAGACAAAUGUUUCUGAAAAUCUCUUUGCAUAUACAUGUAUGUAAAAAAAGUUGAAGUGAGCAAAUCAAACACGACUGCACACAGACAUAUACACACACAUCAUCAUAAUGUCAUAGAAAAGUGUCAUCUUAAAAGAGUUUCACAUCAAUUACUUUUUCAUCAUCAUUACUUCCAACAGUUUCUCUGUCUUCACUGUGACAAAGUAUUUUAGUAAAAAUCAGCUGUAACAUUUUCUAGGGAUAAAAAUCUUCACCUGAACCCUGAAGACAUGACUCACAUCUACACUCACAGAGACACUUUCACUGAGAAACUCUUCCCAAAUUUUUAUAUUGGAAAGGCUGGUGACGCUAAAACCACUGAUAGUGAAAUCUGUCAAACUGAGAUUUCUCUGGGAUGUUCAGGAAUGUAAGUUAAUUGUCCCAACUUUCACCUUUAACAUUGAUCAUUUGAGGUUUAUUACACUCUAAACUCAUUAUUGCACUUUACACCUAAACCAGCAUUCUGGAUCUUUUUGUCUUUUAUUUUUUCUUUUAUGUCUAAAGCAGAUUAGAUUUGGUGUUGAGGGUCACGGAAAGUUUUUUGCUCACUGUUACUGAAAUAAAUUAUCCAAAGUUAAUGGUCACUUUUUAAGGACAAUUAAGUCUAGAUCACAUUAAAAAAAUCUGGGUAAAUAAAGUUUAAACCAGAUUAAAAACACAUCUACAAACUACAAAACUCAUUUAUAUCAUCUGGUCCUAAACUUCAAUAGGACAGAAUAUUUAAAUGUGUUGCAGAUGAAGAAUCUUGCAUAUUUAUUUCUUGCAACAAAUAAGAAAGUAACUGAGGCAGUGACCAGCAGAAGUGGUACUAAAUGACCAUGCUCCGAAAUGCUCUCGGAGAGGAACGGAGCCAUAAGAUCUGUCUCCCUUCAAAGAGCCGUAGUUCCACCGGGGCACGUUCAAUCUGAAGACAACAAAUAAACGUUUUGCUACGUUUUCGGGCUGAACGCGCCCCUGAUAGGAUUGUGUAGGAGUGGGGAGUAUAUGCCAGGUUUGUUAGCUUUGUUGUUGUGUUUUUGAUGUAUUAACUAUAAAUGGGUUAACCGAUGUAAUGUAAAUAUUUAGCUAUUAUGUAUAUUUAUGUUUUGCUGUAUUUAGAUAUUGUAUGUAAAAUAGGGCACUCUAGAGCACCCCAGGGUGGGUAGCCUACUAUAAAAGGUUGACCUUUGUUCCAGCAUGGGUGGUAAUAGCCUACUGGUCAUGGUAGCUGUACAUAGUUGUAAAUAAAUACCCACAUUUGGGGUUUGCUGCAUCUCCUGCCUCUGCCUCAUCACUUAUAGUCGUGACCGCUCCCAAGGUGGAUACAAAAUGCAGAAACUGUAUCACAUUAUCAGGUGAACAACUUUACAAAUCAAAGCUGUUAAUUAUCCUGGUUAUCAGCAUCUAGUUUUAACAACAUUGUAUAGUAGUAUCAGUCAUCUUGGGUCUUUUGAUGAGUUUCUUCAGUUUUGGAUUUGUUGUUUUAUUCUUUGAAAAAUGCUUCUUCAUACUGUAUGUGACAUUUUUUGUAGUGUAUACAUGGUCAACAUGAAUGAUAAAUGACAAUCCAGUUUGUGAUCAAUACAAAGGAAACAAGCAGUACAUUUUAGUUUAAUAUGUUUUUGUUUUCUGAAUCAACUAUAUCUUUAUAAAAUGUACAUCAGAUGGAUGCUGCUUCACGUGAUGUGAAAUUAAAUCACUAAACAUCUUUAUUAAGAAUUUUGUGUCUGAGGCUGUUUCCAGUUUCUUUACAUACAUCUGUCAAAUAGUCAUGUGACUUUACAAAAGAUAAAAACAAAUUAUAAU
This is a messenger RNA of Siniperca chuatsi (mandarin fish), 5199 nucleotides long. Its product is annotated as nuclear factor 7, brain-like. Gene Ontology annotation, molecular function: zinc ion binding; protein binding. Lineage: Eukaryota; Metazoa; Chordata; Actinopteri; Centrarchiformes; Sinipercidae. The transcript has a single exon. The record is from RefSeq and is a predicted model, not a curated record. The coding region runs from base 186 to 1610 and encodes 474 amino acids.